This is a messenger RNA of Conger conger (European conger), 1758 nucleotides long. RefSeq names its product solute carrier family 22 member 6-like. Gene Ontology annotation, cellular component: membrane. The record is from RefSeq and is a predicted model, not a curated record. NCBI's taxonomy places the organism in Eukaryota, Metazoa, Chordata, Actinopteri, Anguilliformes, Congridae. The transcript has 10 exons. Gene Ontology annotation, molecular function: transmembrane transporter activity. Bases 1 to 1701 code for a protein of 566 amino acids. Gene Ontology annotation, biological process: transmembrane transport.
AUGGCAUUUGACGAUGUUCUGGAGACGGUGGGCAGCACAGGCCGGUUUCAGGUGCUGCACGUGAUGCUGCUCUGUAGCCCAAUGUUCAUGAUGGCCAGCCACAACCUGCUGCAGAACUUUGUGGCCAUCGUGCCCCCCCACUUCUGCCGUGCCCCGAGAAACUCCUCCAUCUCCCACCUGGGCCCCCAGGAGGCGCUGUUGCUCACCGUGCCCUUAGACUCGGAGGGGAAGCCGUCAAAGUGCCAGCGCUACUCCACCCCGCAGUGGCACCUGCUGGCCCGAAACAACAUCCCCACUGAGACAGGGGGCGCUGUCUCCAGUACCCUGGAUCCACUCAGCACAGAGCUGCAAGGUUGUGAGGAAGGAUGGGAGUACAACAUGACUGAAAUUACCUCUAGCAUCAUAUCUGAGUGGGAUCUGGUAUGUGAUUCUCACUUGCUGAAACAGAUGGGACAAAGCAUUUACAUGGGAGGGGUGCUAGUCGGAGCAGUGGUCCUUGGGGGCCUCGCCGACAAGUUUGGCCGGCGGAUCCUGCUGAUGCUCUCCUACCUGCUGAUGGCGGUGUCAGGCACCUGCGCUGCCUUCUCCCCCUCCUUCCAGCUCUUCUGCUUCUUCCGCUUCCUCUGUGGCAUGGCGCUUUCAGGCCUGGGCCUGAACUCCCUGUCCUUAAUUUUGGAGUGGAUUCCCACACGCGUGAGGACGGUGGUUGGCACGGGGACUGGGUACUUCUACACCGUGGGACAGCUGAUUUUGGCCGGGAUGGCGUACUUCAUAAGGGACUGGCGCUGGCUUACGCUUGCCGCCUCCAUACCCUACUUCGUCGUUUUCCUCUACUCCUUGUGGUUCCUGGAGAGUGCUCGAUGGCUGGUGCUGAACGGGAAGUCCAAACAAGCGGUGAAGAACCUGCGCUACGUGGCUCUUUUCAAUGGACGGAGAGCAGAGGGGGACGAAAUCAACGUCAAGGUGCUGCAGGAGUCGAUGAAGAAGGAGAUGUCCUGUUCCCAGGGCACACACUCUGCCUUGGACCUGCUGCGUACCCCCGCCCUGAGAAACAUCACAAUCAGCCUCUGUGUUGUCUGGUUCACCACCAGCUUCGCUUAUUACGGGCUCUCCAUGGACCUGCAGAAGUUUGGUGUGGAUAUCUACCUGAUCCAGGUGAUCUUCGGGGCUGUGGACAUCCCUGCCAAAGUCAUCAUGACUGUGUCUAUGAGCAAGAUCGGCCGGCGAGUUUCCCAAAGUGCUGCCAUCAUACUGUCCGGCAUCAUGAUACUAGCCAACUUACUAGUGCCAUAUGAGAACCAGGUGUUACGCACCACUCUGGCAGUGCUGGGCAAGGGGUGCUUGGCUGCAUCUUUCAACUGCUGCUUUCUGUACACUGGAGAGCUUUUCCCCACCAUUAUCCGGCAGAACGGAAUGGGCUGGGUGUCGAUGAUGGCGCGUCUCGGGGCCAUGGUGGCCCCCCUCAUACUGAUCCUCGGAGAUGUGGUGUCCUGGCUGCCUGGCCUGAUCUACGGGGGGAUCCCCAUCCUGGCUGGAGGGAUCGCCCUCUUCCUGCCCGAAACUCUGGGGAUGCCCCUCCCUGACACCAUCCAGGACGCAGAAGAACGAUCGCUCCGCCGGAAAUCCUCUAAGUCACUAAAAAAAGGAGAUAUCAUGCUGAAGGAAGCCAACAAUUCUCUACUGAGAGUAGAGACCAUCUGAAGUCACUGCCCAUACAAGUUACUGUUUCUAUCCACAAGGAGAUGCAUUCUAUAUAUA